Messenger RNA from Yamadazyma jaroonii, 3039 nucleotides. NCBI's taxonomy places the organism in Eukaryota, Fungi, Ascomycota, Pichiomycetes, Serinales, Debaryomycetaceae. The record is from the annotation of a GenBank genome assembly.
AUGUCUACAACUGAAGAGAAGAAACUAGUCAGUGACCAGAUCAAACCAAAACUAACCAAAUCCAGAAAUGGUUGUCUAACUUGUAAGAAGAAACGAUUAAAAUGUGAUGAAACAAAACCUGCUUGUUUGAAGUGUCUUAAAAAGAAUAUUGAAUGUGGUGGAUAUGCUACCAAGUUCAAAUGGAGAAGUUUCAAUGAUAAUAGUGAUGAUAAAAGUGAAACUGAUUUCCAAAUGAGGAAUUAUGAAUAUAAACCAAGAUCAGGUUCUGAAGUUUCCAAUUCAUCAAGUUUACCCAUGAAGAAAUCUGAUUCGUUUAGAAAACAUUUAGAAUUAGCUUCAUUAUCAGUAACAGGGAAAUCUAUCAAUGAUAUAAAGCGAGAGAAUGAUCUCAUUGAAGAAGGAAUAAAUCCUGCCACUUAUUUGAAAAGACAUGAAAAUACAGGGAAAAGUAAUGCUAAGUUGUUAGCUAGGUUAGGUGACUCAUCAUUGCAUUUAGGUGAAGAAGGUCAUAUUCAUAAGAAAACAAAACGAAGUCAGAGUGUUUCGAGUCCCCCACUUGCGAAUCCCAAUAGAUCAAUGAUGAGAUCUUAUAGUACGAAUAGUCAAAUACCUUCUAGUGCUUUAAUGGAUUUAAGAAGUCAACAUUCAAGAGCUUCAAGUUCUUUAGGGUUGAAUUCUUUGGCUGCUGCAGCUAUUGAUGAAAUUAAUACCAGAUCUCCUGAUUUCCAUGAUUUUCGUCCUGAUACUGUUCCAAGUUUAUCACCAUCAAUGUCGGAUUUCCUUACUCCAGGUAUCACAGCAAGAUCUCCUGGAAACAUUUCAUCAACUUCCAAAGGAUCUAAAUCAUCAAAAUCAAGAGAGAAUAAUCAAUUAACCUUCAGUGGACAUCAAUCAUUUCAAAAUUUGAAUUUAAGUCCCUCAUUAUCUGCUUUAAUCAAUUCUGCGUUUCCCCAUGAUGAUGAAUUCAAGAACAGUCAUUUGUUCGAUGAAUCCAUUAAGUUAGAUAUCCCUUUAAGCCCUUUGAAUCUUCAAAAUGCUGGUCCAUUACAUGAAUUUAUGGUGGGUGAUCAUCAAAGAUUAACUGCUCCCAGUCCCGAUAAUAGAAGUCUAGCUAUUAAUCCUACUAAUAUUCAUAGUGAUGACAUUCUGCCAAAGGAUUCGAACUUAGAUCCAGAUUCCAACACCAACACUGCAUCAUCCAAUGAACAACAUUUAAUUCAUGACAAAGACCAUACUCCUGCAUCUCCAACAGGUUCAACACCUUUACCAGUCACUAUGAAGCCAAGUCCUAAAUAUCAUGUGACUAAUUCUUUGAAUUUAACAGCUGAACAACAACAAUUAUUAGGAUUAUAUUCCCAGUAUACUGCUGAAAUAUUAUCCAUCAAAAAUGGUCCAGGAGAAAACCCUUGGAGAAGUUUAAUUUUACCCUUGGCAACAACAUACUCCUGUCUCUUCAAUUCCAUUGCUUCAUUAACAUUAUUCCAUUUGGCUUGUAAUCAGACCAUGACCAAUAGAGAUAGUUUGAGAGCUAAAGGUUAUAUGUAUAUGAAAAGAUGUAUUUUAGAAUUAGCCAGCGGAUUAUCCCCUGACCUGAAGAGUUCUUUACCUGCCGAUAUUGCUAUAGCCAUUUGUUUGAAUUUAUCAUUGAGUGAAACUUGGGAUAAGCAUACUUCAAGUGGGAUUGCUCAUUUGAAAGGGGCCAAAACUAUGAUUCAAAAAGUUUUAACUAUUUUGAAAGAAAAACAACAGGAAAUGAAGAAUUUCAAACGGAAAUUAUUACUGCAAAGUCUGUCACCCAGUCCAAAAGAUGCUGAAGAGUUUUCCAAUUUCUUGAAUGCCUCUAAGCAACAAUUACAGAAGAAAUUGGUCUUGGUGGAUGACUCUGAAUGGGAUGUUAUCUUGAUGGGAGAGUCCGAAGAUGACGAGAAGGCUAAUAGUGAUAAAUCGUUAUUCAAAAUCCCUAAAUCGACUCAAUUUUUGUUCAACAUUUGGAUUUAUUUUGAAGUUUUAGCUCAAAUGACCACUGAAUCAGAUGAAAAAGGUAUUGAUUUGGUAGCUUCUAUCACCACCAUUAUUCAAGACCAAAAGGAUAGUAACUUACCUCCCAGUAAAAAUCAAUCCAAAGAAAGACUUGAUAAAUCACCAGCUUUGAGAUCAGAAUCAAGUGAUUCAACUGUUGGUAAUAGCAUCGAUGCUUUUGGAAUGAACAAAGGAUUCUCCAACUUAUUCGAUAACUUCGAAAAGUUAUCAUUCCAAGCUGAUCAAGUAGAUCCUUUAUUAGGUUGUGCCCAAUCAUUAUUUGCCAUCAUGGGUAAAGUUGCAGCUUUAAUUUUCAAAAUGAGGAAAAGCAGAAAGAAGGAUCAAAAAUUAUCAGGUAGAAAUACCUUAUCCACCAUUACAGUGGCUACUCAAUUAAGACAACAAUUGAUAUCUUGGAAACCAACUAUUUCAGCGUCAAUGAUAGAGCAAGUUAAUGAUAAUACUUCAUCAGAAUUAUCUUCAUGUAUUGCCACCGCUGAAGCUUAUAGAUAUUCCACUUUGUUAUAUUUACACCAAGCAGUACCCGAAAUUCCAUCAUUAUCCUCCCAUCAAUUAGCAGAAAAAAUCUUCAUUUUGUUGGCAUCCAUUCCUACUAAUUCUCCUACUUAUACGGUUCAUAUCUUCCCCUUACUUGUAAGUUCUUGUGAAGCCGAACCACAAGAAGAAAGAGAAUGGUGUGAAACAAGAUGGAAAGUGUUAUCGGAAAGAUUAUGGAUUGGUAAUAUCGAUAGAGCUAUGGAAGUGGUUAAAGAAGUUUGGAGACGUAAAGAUGAAUAUGUCCGUAAGAAACAGAUUAACUCUUUGGGUAUGGAUGAUGUUUUCAUACCUAAUGGUAAUGAUAAAGAAAAGUUCAAGAAUAUCUCCACUCAAUUAAGUGGUCUAAUGGCUGCUAUUAAUAGUGAACAAGGUUCAGUUGAUGAUAUCACCGGUGGUAUCUAUAGUAAAUUGCAUUGGAGCUCUGUCAUGAAAGAAUGGGGUUGGGAAGUCUUAUUAGGUUAA